GACGCUCGGAGACUCCCGACAAACUGUCAAAAAGCAGACAACUAACGGUGAAGGAAGAGCCAGGGUUAGACGUGGGGCUCAGGAAAGCUGAUCGGUGCUCCACAGUGACUGCAGCAGGAUACUCUCUACAAGCCAUGGCGGAGUUAGACCUGAGUCUGAGCGAUGCGCUGACGGACAGCGUUCCCCAGCCGGGCCCAGAAAGCCUGGUGGAGAGGGACUUUGUGGCUCAGCUGGAGGCGGAGACCUUCGACGAUCAGGUCGGGGAAACGGUGGGAAAGACGGACUACAUCCCCCUACUGGACAACGAUGACACCAGGGCAGACGCGGGUACUACUUUGGAGAAUGGAGAGAAGGAAGCUCAUGGGGUGCAAAAGCCUGGUUGUAAACUGACCUCGGCUGGACAGAUUUCAGCAUCGCGCCCAGAGCCACAGGGAGAGGUGCGGCCACGCUCACUCGACCAACAGCAGGCCUUGGCUACAGACCUCUUAUCAGCCUCCAUGGCAGGUUAUUCAGAUCCUCUGGGCUCUCAGACCAGCCCUGCCCAGAUGAUGGAUACUGGCCUGAUGGGAGCUUUUUCAGGUUUCUCCCAGCCUGGAGGGAGAGGGGUGACUGUGGAGGUGGGAGCUGCACCCCUCCAAGCAGACAGGCCUCCAAGUAUAGCGGAGCCCCAACAUCCCAUACCCGCAGCAGGGUCGGAUGCCCCUAAGGAGCACAGCCCCAUGCUUCCUGAACCCCAGGUUCCUCGCAGCCCUCUGGAUCUGUCAGGAGGUGCCUUAGGCGACUGCUGGCCAGACCAGGCUGGCUGCCUAUCAACAGACCUCCCUUUCACUCCCAGUGUCUCCACGGUGAUCAGUCGACAUGCCAGCAAUCUUGCAGCCAGCCCUGACGAAGCACCUGACAGUUGGCCUGGCCGUGAGAGCGCCGCCUAUGCUGGAGGCGAUGAAAGGGAUGGAGAAGGAUCAGACCGAAAACAGAAGAAGAAGAAGAAAAGACGACAGAAAGAUGAGGGAUCUUUCGAACACCUUGAGAGUAGGGGCCACGGUGAAAUGCAAGCACUGGGAGAAAACACUCCCCCAGCAGAGGAAUUCUAUCAUAGGAUCGGCCCAAGGAGGGAUAGAGGAGAGGGUGGCUGGGAGGAGCAGCUUGGGAAGAGUGGAGGCCGGGGGAAAAGGGGUAAGAACAGGAAGAAGCUUCCAGAGGAGUGGGGAGUGAUGGCGGAACCGUUUGUUCCUUCAUCUGCAGCAACCUCUCAAAUUACAGAGGAGGCGCUGAUGGAUCUCGGGAGUGCAGCUCAGGCAAACCUGGAUGCCUCCUUAGCAGACAUGGACACCAGCCCCUGGAAAAAAGAGGUCUACUCAGAUGAAGGCCUGGUCCCUGCCCCACUGUCCGAGGAUCUGUUCUCCCCAGCAGCUGCCACUAUUAGCCCACUGGUCCUGAACAGUGAGCUGAAGGCCACAGCAGCUCCAUUCACAAUGCCCUCCACCACCAACAACACAACACUUGGUUCUUUCCCUGUGGCGUCUCCCUCUGGUGAUCAAUUUGAUCUGUUGAUGGAAAGUGAAAAUGCCAGCUUGGGCCAGAGCAACCAGUCCUUCUCUCCACAUUUCUCUCCAGAGAAUGAAGCAGCAGGUGAUGGUGAUAUGGUCGACAGCGGGAUGUUUGACAACACUAGUUCCCUUCAAGAAUCUUGCAUCCAAGGCAUGCCAGAGGGAGACACCUCAGCAUUCAGCCCUCCCUCCCAUGCAAGUCCGGGCGUUUCCCCGAAAGGUGAGGUGUUAGCCUCAGCCCCGCCUCUGUCACCUUCUGAUGCGUCAUGGCUUCUGAACGACUCCCAUAUGAGCAGCAACAGCGACCUUUUUGACUUCAGUGACAUCAGCACUUCAGGCCAGCCUUUACCUUUAGGCCUGUCUUUCGACACCCCAAGUCCAGCGCCUCUCCGCUCCCCGAAAACUACAGCUCAAGAUUUCCAGCCCAAAGAGCACAAAGAGGCCAAAUCGACACAGAAACAGUCCAAGAAGUCCCGUUCGUCAUCUUCCUCAUCAUCUGUUAAAAGUCCCACCUCCCCAGAAGCUAAGAAGUUCUCUCCACAGGCAUCCCCUGUCACCACCCCUUCUUCCCCUCCAUCAGUCAACCCUCUGGGAGUUCCAGGAUCGGGUCUUAACCCUGCAGCUAAGCCCUUCUUUCCCAGCUUUGCUGAAGAACCAACAGAAGAACCAACUGUGGUCCCUCAAGUUGUCCCCGUCAUCGAAGGAAAAUCCGACAAGAUGGAGAAAACAGAGAAGAAGGAUGAGAAACAGGAGGACAGUGUGAAGAAGGUGGACUUGUUUGACCCUCUGGAUAAACCUGAGCAGAAGAGUGUGAAGGUUGAAUACAUAAGCAGUGAGAUUCCAGUCAAGCUGGAGAAAGAGGCAGAAAAGGAGAAAGAGAAGGAUAAGAUGCCAGACAAUGCAAAAGAGCAGAAAGAGGCAGAGAAAAUAAAGGAGCCAGAGAAACAGACAGAAAAGGUGGACGAACAGAAGAAGGAAGCAGAAAAGAUGAAAGAGAAGGAGACAGAGAAAGUGGAGUCAGUGCAGCAGAAGGAAGACAAAGAGGAUAAAAUGCACAAGGCAGAAGAAUCACUAGACAAAUUGGAUAAGACAAAUAAAAUGGACAAGACAGAUAAAGUAGAAAAAAUGGAGCUGACAGACAAAGUGGAGAAAGCAGAGAAUGUGGAAAAGAUGGACAAAACUGAAACAUCCAAAUUAGAAGACAAAGUGGAGAACAAAGCCACUGAGAAAAUCGACAAAACGGAGAUGAAGGAUGGCAAAGAGCAGCACAUCGACAAAGUUGAAAAGACCCCAGAGCCACAACCGACACCUAUCACGCUUGAUGCCGGUUUUGACAAGCUGGAGAAGAAGGAUGACACAGAGACAAAGGCGACAGCUGAGGUGCAGGACGCCAAGAAGGAACAGGCUGACACAGACAAAGCCAAGAAGAUGGAGAAAGAGGAAGAGGUGGGGAAAGCAUCUGAGAAGCCUGUGGAAAAACCAGCACAGAAGAGCGAAAAGGACGAGAAGCAGGAUAAAGUGCAGGCGGAAAAAAAGACUGUCGAGAAGAAAGAUGACAAGAAGGACAAGGCUGCAAAAGCCGAUGGAGGAGAGAAGGCCAAGAAACCUGCAAAGCCUGCAACCAAUGGAAGCAGCGCAGCACCGAGCAAAGACAUGGCAAGUGGAGACAAGAAAACCAAGCCUGCUGUCGGGGCAACCAAAUUGAGCACCGUUGCCAAAACGCGGCCAAGCACAGCGGCCGCCGGUGGUUCAGCCGCAGCAGCCACUAAACGCCCCGCGACCUCCUCCACCCUCACCUCAGACAAAAAACCAACCACAGCCAGGGCACCAUCCACAACUGCAGCUGGGCCCAAGCGGCCCUCCACCACGUCCACCAGCCGCCUCUCAUCCACCGCCACCACCGCUACACGUGACGUUAAACCCAAGACAACCACAGAGAAGCGUCCCCUGGUGCCAAAGGCCAGCACUGCCACCUCAAAUCAAACAGGCUCCACCGCUGCCACCAAAAAUGGAACUGCUACCACAGCAGUCAGUAGAACCGCUACGUCGGUGCGCACAACCACGUCUACUCGCACUGCUACCACUGCUGCCGCCAAAAAGCCUCUGGCCUCUAAGACAGACAGCAAACCAGGAGAGGAGAAGAAGCCCAGCACUCUGAGGACUUCUACAGCUGACUCCACCAAGCCCAAGACCACCACCACCACCACCCGCAGCACUCUUUCCACCACUGCUGCCUCUCGCACUCGACCCGCAGCAUCCAAACCGGCCACACCAUCCUCCACUGCCGGCACAGAGAAGAAGCCUCUGGUGCCCCGUGCCCCACGUGCCACUUCUUCCACCACAGCUACCAACACAACUACCACCUCGAGGACCACAGCUCGCCCCAGCACAGCGCCGGGCCCUGACAUCCGCAACGCCCGCUCCAAGAUCGGCUCCACAGACAACAUGAAGCACCAGCCGGGAGGAGGGAAGGUGUCAUCUGCCUCUCAGAACAGGGGCGUCGCCUCCAAAGAAACCAGCCAGGGCAAAGUGCAGAUACUGAGCAAGAAGGUGGAUUUGAGCAAGGUGACGUCAAAGUGCGGCUCCAAGGACAACAUCAAGCACAAGCCUGGUGGCGGCGUUGUGAAGAUCGAGUCCCACAAAGUGAACUUUAGGGAAAAGGCUCAGUCCAAAGUGGGCUCCAUGGACAAUGUGAGCCAUUCUCCUGGUGGAGGAAAUAUCAAGGCUGAGGGGGCCCAGGAGACAACAGAGGGGAGUG
Messenger RNA from Stegastes partitus (bicolor damselfish), 4305 nucleotides. Its product is annotated as microtubule-associated protein 4. The transcript has 17 exons. NCBI's taxonomy places the organism in Eukaryota, Metazoa, Chordata, Actinopteri, Pomacentridae. Gene Ontology annotation, biological process: neuron projection development; microtubule cytoskeleton organization. Gene Ontology annotation, cellular component: neuron projection. Gene Ontology annotation, molecular function: microtubule binding. The annotation marks the transcript as partial. The record is from RefSeq and is a predicted model, not a curated record.